Molecule: messenger RNA, 921 nt
Organism: Rotaria sp. Silwood1
Lineage: Eukaryota; Metazoa; Rotifera; Eurotatoria; Philodinida; Philodinidae
Source: the annotation of a GenBank genome assembly
AUGCGUGCAAGCUCCAUUGAUAUUCAUCCAAAUGCAACAUGGUCCAAGAAUGGUAUCACGGUUGCUGGAGGAAAUGGAUAUGGCAGUGAAAUCAAUCAACUCAAUUGCCCAUUGGGUUUGUACGUCGACGACGAUCAAACAGUUUACGUCGCUGAUCAAUACAAUCACCGUAUUGUGGAAUGGAAAUAUGGUGCAACGAAUGGAAAAGUAGUUGCUGGUGGAAAUGAAAAAGGGAAUGGAGCUCAUCAAUUAAAUGGCCCACGAGAUGUGAUUAUCGACAAAGAGAGCGAUAGUCUCAUCAUCAGUGAUGAAGGGAAUAAAAGAGUAGUUCGAUGGCCUCGUCGAAAUGGUACUCGUGGAGAAACAAUAAUUUCAAAUAUCUCUUGCUUUGGUUUGACAAUGGAUGACAAUGGUUUUCUCUAUGUCGUUGACAAUGGAAAACAUGGAGUGAGACGAUAUGAAAUUGAUGAUACUAAAGGAAUAAUGGUUGCAGGUGGCAAUGGAGAAGGAAAUCGUCUCGAUCAACUCUCUCAACCUCAAUACGUAUUUGUCGAUCGAGAUCAUUCAGUUUAUGUAUCUGAUUAUGGAAAUUUUCGCGUUAUGAAAUGGGAAGAAGGUGCAAAACAAGGCAUUGUCGUAGCCGGUGGUCAAGGAUUUGGAAAUAGUCUUACAAAAUUGAAUUAUCUUUAUGGAGUCAUUGUCGAUCAAAUGGGUACUGUCUAUGUGGCUGAUUCUUGGAAUUAUCGAAUCAUGCGUUGGCCAAAAGGAGCCACACGAGGAAGUAUCAUUGUUGGUGCAAACGAUUAUGGAACACAGUCGAAUCAACUCUAUGGUCCCAUAGGUUUAUCAUUCGAUCGACAUGGUAAUCUCUAUGUCGUCGAUCACAGUAAUCAUCGAGUACAAAAAUUUAACAUUGAAUGA